GCAUCCGGGCUGCUCGGCCGACCUUCCGGACGCGAACAGCAGCGGGGAGAUGAGCCCUCCGCGCGGCCCGUCCGUCGGCAGGACGCUGCAGACGAGCUUGUUGAACCUGUCGGACAGCUUUAACAGCAUGUCUACGGCGGCGGCGUUGGUGCUGAGUAGCCCAGGCCAGCACGGGUACAUCGAUCGACGGAUGAACAGAUAGAUCUUAGCCUGGCCUCGAUCAUAACAAAUUUCCAAUCUGCGAGAUUAUAUAGGUAUAGAUUUGUAGAUUAUAAAUUCGUUUCCAGUAGGAACACAAUGGGAUCCUAACAAAUUUCAACUUGUGUAGAGACUAGAGAUUGAGUUUGUUUUUUUGUUUUUUUAUGAGGGGCGUGUACAGAUGAGUUGGUUUCCAACUCUUUGUUUUUUCAGGGGUGGUUUCCAACUUAUUAGAUUGAUUUGGUUUCUAAUGUGGGCUCCAAGUCCAUGCUCGCCAGGCUAACAUCUCGAGCCGCUUCUCGGCCCAUCCAGCCACGACCCACCGCAAAAGGACUUCCCUCUUCUAAAAAAAAACUAGUAAGACGGCCAGUCGACGGCGGAAGGGAAACAGGGGUUUCCGCGGAGGCGCGGCACGGCGGCGCCGGGUGGUCGCCGGGAACCGCGAGGGUUGCGGGGCGAGCGUUCUCCUUUUUCCCGCGGCAAGCUGCCCGCCGGACUCACCAAUGGACAUCUCUCUCCAACUUGAGGCACUGGCUCAAUGGUCACUGUCCAGCAUGCCGGUGGCAUAAUUUCCACAUCCCCAUCCCGCCGGAGCGAUGGGCGGGGCGACUAGGGACGGGUCUCGCGACCACGGCGCCGGCGGCGACCGGCGAGUCAGAGGACGGUUCUGGGCGCUAGUGGAGAGUGAUGAGGAGGACCAAGACGACGGUCGGCAUCUUGAUGCCUGCUCGCCGGAGACGGCGUCACCUACGCCUUCAGAUCAUAUCUGCGAGGCUUUCAAGAUUGGAUAUUCUGAGGAUGAGGUUGCGCUGUUGGUAGAUGAGGCGAUCCCGCAGGACGAUCCGGCAAGGACUGGACUGGAGAAGACGGAGAGGAUCGAGAUCGUUCGGCGCGUCGUGCACCGGAGGACGGCGGCGACGGCGAUCCGGCCAUGGCGUGGCCCUCUUCCAAAGGUUAUUUUCAGAGCCACGGCGUUGAUCCGUUCGUGGUCGCUACUCACUCCGACGGAGGCCAGGGAGCGUUUGGUUACUGGAUCUAUCCGCUGGGAGAUGGUAGCUCGGGAUAUCUUCAACCGGUUUGGAUGGCGGUCAUGUAAUAGGAUAGGCAAUUAGUUUACCUAUCUCUCUUUUGCCAGCCGGUUGUGGCGUCCUUUAUUUGGCUAGUUUGUGUUCUAGCCCUUUUGGCUCUGUGUGAACUAUCUUUUAUUUUCUUUUGGAGACUUUAAGGCCUUGUUGGAACAUAUUUUUUUGUUUUAAUAAGAUGGUCGUAUGCAUCGUUCUGAUGCAGAGGCCGGGAAUCCCCCUUUUCGAAAAAAAUGCACUAGCUCAA
Messenger RNA from Aegilops tauschii subsp. strangulata, 1527 nucleotides. The record is from RefSeq and is a predicted model, not a curated record. NCBI's taxonomy places the organism in Eukaryota, Viridiplantae, Streptophyta, Magnoliopsida, Poales, Poaceae.